AUGGAGGGCAACAGGAUCGGCAGCAUAGAGGACACACUCGGCUUCUACCAGAGCCUGCGUGAGCUGAACCUGGCAGAUAACAGCCUUACAUCGCUCGGGGAAGGACAGCUGGUCAUGCAGGAGGAGCUGAAGCAGCUAAGACUAGAGGACAACCUGCUCUCCGUCUGCUCCCCGACUCCUGAAGACAUCAACCUUGGGGGGAACAGGAUCAGGACCGUCGCCAGAAACGCAUUCGAAAACCUGGGCGAGCUGGUGACACUGGACUUGAGUCAUAACCGGCUAACGCACCUUCCAUCGGAGUCGUUUCGCCACUUGGCCCGGCUCAGGACUCUGGCGUUGAAUGGCAACCGUUUGCAGGCAGUGCCUUUCCACGCUUUCUUCGAACUGCGAUCAUUACAUAGCCUGUCACUGGCCGAGAACAGCAUCGACAGCGUGCAUGCCGAGGCCUUUGCGUACCUGUAUGAGCUGCGCGCCCUCAAUGUCAGCUAUAAUCGGCUGGAAACAUUCCCAGCCGCGUCACUUGCUCUUCCGCAGCUUGAGAAGCUAGACGCAAGCGGAAACCAUUUCUCGUCACUGAAGCCGCGGCACUUGGACAAUCUGCAUCGGCUUCGUGUAUUUCGCCUGUGCCAGAGCCAGCUGUUGUCCUCAGUGACGGGACAUAUCUUCAGUAACAACCUCCUCCUGGAGGAGGUUCACUUGUGCAUGAACCCGCAACUUAGGUGGUUCCCCCGGACAGCAGUGGACUCCCUGCCCCACCUCAAAGUGUUAAACCUCGGCGGCAACAGCCUGGGCACGCUGGAGAACAUAACGUCGCUGCUCCAGCGCAUCGAGGCGUUCAACACGCGUCCGAUGCUGAUGCCGGCCGGCUCCGGUCUGGGACACGACUCGCCGAUGCGCGGCCGGCACUUCACACUGCUGACCGGCGACUACGCCGGGACGCGAGACGCCGGCUGCGGUUGGGAGCACGGCCGGCGCUGCGACCGCGACUUUGGCCAGCACUACGCGGCGCAGCGCAUCGGGGACUACGCGGGCAACAGGAUCGGCAGCAUAGAGGACACACUCGGCUUCUACCAGAGCCUGCGUGAGCUGAACCUGGCAGAUAACAGCCUUACAUCGCUCGGGGAAGGACAGCUGGUCAUGCAGGAGGAGCUGAAGCAGCUAAGACUAGAGGACAACCUGCUCUCCGUCUUGCUCCCCGACUCGUUUUAA
Molecule: messenger RNA, 1209 nt
Organism: Pollicipes pollicipes
Lineage: Eukaryota; Metazoa; Arthropoda; Thecostraca; Pollicipedomorpha; Pollicipedidae
Product: leucine-rich repeat-containing protein 4B-like
Exons: 5
Coding region: 1-1209 (402 amino acids)
Molecular function (GO): protein binding
Source: RefSeq, a predicted model, not a curated record